CAUAUUCAGCAAAAAUUUAUUUUCUACAACAAAGACGUUAUCGCGAGGUAUUAAAAAGCCAGAGCAGAAAAGAAUCGCACUUAAUUAGUAACAGCAGUGCCAUCAUGCAGUUUCCAGGGCACAAAAUGACUUUAAAAUACUUGCUAUGUUCGUCAUUUUUGAUGUGGCUUCACGUGCGAUCAACAAAUGCUGGUUCUGCUUACCCGGCAGGAAUUGAAAUGACUAUGUGCGGGGCAGACAAUAUGGUUUGCACCGAUGGGUCGUAUCCAUGGGAAGAAGGGGAUAUGCGCUGCUGUCCGUACGGCGCGAAUACUGCAUUUUGUUGUAAAAAAGACAACCCUUUUGUUUGUUUUGUAAAACAGAUUGCCAAGCACGUCCAGUAUGAGGCGCCAAAGCAUUUGCCUUGUUGCUACAACUGUCCCAUGGGCGAGGGAAAGUAUUACGGAAUUGGAGGAAGUUCUGAGUAUUCCUCAGAGUCAUUUUCAAUCCACGAAAAGUACAGAGGCGAUGGCAACAAAAAAGCGCACAUCCACAGCUCCAGCCAUGAUCACAAAUCGCACGAGUCGCAUGAUCACAGCUCGCACAAGGACGUGAUGCGCGCCGACGAUCAAACGAACCAUAGAGCAAUCCCAGAGAGGCCUGAAGUGACGCCUCCAUCGCGCAUAGAAAGUGCCCCCAUGCCAAAUCAGUUUAUUCCCAUGGGCCCUCAGACUAGUCCGACGGCGUUUAGGGCGGAUCAGGACGAAAAAGAUGACGUCAGUUCUGAGGCGUUUGAAACAUGCAAAAUGAAAGGACUGGCGACGUACUUUUUGGACGAAGACACCGUUUGCUGUGUUGGAGGAGCCACUUCGCAGUGCUGCUUGAAGGACAGAACUCAAGCAUGCUCAACUGACCUGUUUGGAAAGACGCAGCCUAUCAAGGGAUUAAAUCGAGAUGUUCUCAAUUCAUUAGACUUCUCUCCUGACUGCGCCAUUCGCAGGCUGCCCACGGCCGUCACAGCGUAUUUGAGGCCCGUCCAACUGCACACUCCUUUGGCCGGAGCCAGAGUGCAGGUCUCGCAGGUCGAGGGCUGCGACGUGAGAGUGCUCAUGAACGUGCACACUUUCGGUCUUCCGGCUGGUUACGACUACGCCUUUGAAGUCGGCAACAAGACCAUCUGCGGAGACUCCAAUGACGUCUCAGAGCUUUUGGUGACCCUGCCCGUCAACAUGCGGCACGAGAGGUUCAAGGUUCCCUCGUCGCUGUCAAGCGUGAGAGAUCUGAGGAGCAGCUCAUUGUCCGUGAUUAGAUUGGAACCCAGCGGUCAAUCACAAAUGUUGGCGUGCGGUCGGUUCAUUUAAAUAUUUGUUUUUCUACAAUGAUUGCUUUUGUAAUACACAAAUGAAAAUAAAGUGAGCAUUAUUUUUCAGAAAAACAUAUUACUUAAAAAUGGUUCACUAAAAGUUAAUAAAUAUAUUAAUUCAAAAUUAUUCAAAAAUUGAAGUGCAAUAGCAAUAAUAAUAAAGAUUGUGAGAAUUAAUUGAAAUUAUUUAUGCAACUUGCUAACUUUUAGUGCAGCGCGUGUUGCAUACAUACGCUAUUGCAGGGGUUAAAAUACAUAAUUAUACUUAUAGCUAUUUCAUGUAUGAUCGCUUGUCAUUGUCAGAAC
This is a messenger RNA of Neocloeon triangulifer, 1648 nucleotides long. RefSeq lists its product as uncharacterized. The transcript is spliced from 7 exons. Bases 105 to 1340 code for a protein of 411 amino acids. NCBI's taxonomy places the organism in Eukaryota, Metazoa, Arthropoda, Insecta, Ephemeroptera, Baetidae. The record is from RefSeq and is a predicted model, not a curated record.